Messenger RNA from Dipodomys ordii (Ord's kangaroo rat), 894 nucleotides. It is a transcript of the gene Dusp8, whose product is annotated as dual specificity phosphatase 8. The record is from RefSeq and is a predicted model, not a curated record. Bases 1 to 894 code for a protein of 297 amino acids. Lineage: Eukaryota; Metazoa; Chordata; Mammalia; Rodentia; Heteromyidae. Gene Ontology annotation, biological process: protein dephosphorylation; negative regulation of MAPK cascade. The transcript is spliced from 5 exons. Gene Ontology annotation, molecular function: protein tyrosine/threonine phosphatase activity; MAP kinase tyrosine/serine/threonine phosphatase activity. Gene Ontology annotation, cellular component: cytoplasm.
AUGGCAGGGGACCGGCUUCCACGGAAGGUGAUGGAUGCCAAGAAGCUGGCUAGCCUGCUGCGUGGUGGGCCCGGGGGCCCUCUGGUCAUUGACAGCCGUUCCUUUGUGGAGUACAACAGCUGGCACGUGCUGAGCUCUGUCAACAUCUGCUGCUCCAAGCUGGUGAAACGGCGGCUGCAGCAGGGCAAAGUGAGCAUUGCCGAGCUCAUCCAGCCAGCCGUCCGCAGCCAGGUAGAAACCACUGAACCUCAGGACGUGGUGGUCUAUGACCAGAGCACCCGGGACGCCAGUGUGCUGGCCGCAGACAGCUUCCUGUCCAUCCUGCUCAGCAAGCUGGACGGCUGCUUCGACAGCGUGGCCAUCCUAAUGGGGGGCUUUGCCACCUUCUCCUCCUGCUUCCCCGGCCUCUGUGAGGGCAAGCCUGCUGCUCUGCCAUCCAUGAGCCUCUCCCAGCCCUGCCUGCCUGUUCCCAGUGUGGGCUUGACCCGAAUCCUGCCUCACCUCUACCUGGGCUCUCAGAAAGAUGUGCUGAACAAGGAUCUGAUGACCCAGAACGGAAUCAGCUAUGUUCUCAAUGCCAGCAACUCCUGCCCCAAGCCGGACUUCAUCUGCGAGAGCCGCUUCAUGCGCAUUCCCAUCAACGACAACUACUGUGAAAAGCUGCUGCCCUGGCUGGACAAGUCCAUCGAGUUCAUCGGUGAGGAGGCGGAGCCCCGCGACGUGCGGACCGGCUGGGCCGAGGAGCCAGGCCCCGAGGCGCAGUUCAAGCGGCGCAGCUGCCAGAUGGAGUUCGAGGAGGGCAUGGCCGAGGGGCGCGCGCGCUCCGAGGAGCUGGCAGCCCUGGGCAAGCAGGCCAGCUUCUCGGGCAGCGUGGAGGUCAUCGAGGUGUCGUGA